Molecule: messenger RNA, 886 nt
Organism: Saccostrea echinata
Lineage: Eukaryota; Metazoa; Mollusca; Bivalvia; Ostreida; Ostreidae
Exons: 5
Coding region: 42-812 (256 amino acids)
Source: RefSeq, a predicted model, not a curated record
UGUGACGUCAUGACAGUCAUUUUAGACACAAUACGCCAAUAAUGCUUAUGCCAAAGAAAGUUUUUGAUAAACUUCAGCUUGCAGAUGUACAGUUAUCGUGGAGAUUAAUUGGUGAUGAAGUUCUAAAAAGAUUCACAGGUGAAUAUGUGACCCCAGUACCCAGCUUUCAAACUUCAAAAUGUCCGUGUGGCCCUGGAUAUGUAAUUCUUUCAAAAUUCCGAUCUUUCAAGAGAUGGCUACGCAAAGAACCUCCUAGGCGUGUCUUCACGGAGUGUUUGUGGGAUUUCCAACCAUUAAGCAAUAACAAUUCUGAACAGAUGAUACCCGUAACUACUGUUUGUGAUCGUCCAGCGUCCACCUUUCGUUUUGUAGCCUCGCGUACGAGGAAGAAUAAAACAAAGACCAUUAAGAUUACAUUCCACGGCAAGAAAAUAACAGAACUGGACCUCCACAAACACAAACUCCAGAAACGGAGAGUCGCCACGCUUCUGUUUGAUGAUACUGGAUUCGAUUCUUUUUCGCUACACAUGGUGAACAAAGUCUUUUCCAUAGACCGGGGGCGGAUCGAGGUUUGGUUGGAUAACGACGUGGACUUUGUCGAUAUUCUGGACCAAAGUCCAGUUGGUUUUAAGAUGUGUCAUCUCUGGCUAGAUGAAACAAACGAGGGGGAUCGCUUCAUCGAUGGCAUUUCUAAUGUAAAGUCGAAGAAUUUCAAAGCAGCAUGGUUGAACAGAGAAAAUUAUAAACAAAUCUUACGUAAUUUUAUUCCAAACCAAAGGAAAUACGGUGGCGAGGCAGGUGAUAUAAACUGAUUUACACCCAUCCUUUCUUGGAAAUCAGACUUCAAUUUGUAAUGUUAACAAUUUUAUUCAGUAAAAAAAAACCC